This is a messenger RNA of Lodderomyces parapsilosis, 1323 nucleotides long. RefSeq names its product 25S rRNA (adenine645-N1)-methyltransferase (gene RRP8). Lineage: Eukaryota; Fungi; Ascomycota; Pichiomycetes; Serinales; Debaryomycetaceae. Bases 1 to 1323 code for a protein of 440 amino acids. Gene Ontology annotation, biological process: rRNA methylation; ribosomal large subunit biogenesis. The record is from RefSeq and is a predicted model, not a curated record. The transcript has a single exon. Gene Ontology annotation, molecular function: rRNA (adenine) methyltransferase activity. Gene Ontology annotation, cellular component: nucleolus.
AUGUUUCAAAUAAACGGCUGGAAGUUGAAAAAUGACAAGAACAUAGCCUUGGGUGGAGUCAAAGAUAAGAAGAAAAAGAAGAAGAGUAAAAACAAGGAGGAGAGAAACGAGAAAGCUGGUGAUAGGGAUGAGCAUCAGACUGAUCCCCUUGACAAACACGACAAGCAGCAACCAGUCAAUCACGGUAGAGAUGACAAAUCAAAACAAGAAACCGACAGCGAAAGACCCUCAAAAGAGCCACUCAAAGACAAGAAGAAAAGGAAAAGAGAUACCACCAUCAACAACGAUGAAACAAACUCCAUCACCAACAAGAGAGCAAAAAUGCUUCAACGAGUGGCCUCAAGUACGAUAACCCCCAAAGCUGUAGUGGAGCCAGCACCACCAGUACCAGUGACCACCCAAACUAAGCUUACUCCAUUGCAACAGAAAAUGAUGGCUAAACUAUCAGGAUCUAGAUUUAGAUGGAUCAAUGAACAAUUGUACACAAUCACGUCAGAAGAAGCACUCAAACUCAUCAAAGAACAACCGUCUUUAUUUGAUGAAUACCACCAAGGUUUCAAAUCACAAGUUUCAAGUUGGCCUGAGAACCCGGUUGACGUGUUUGUUAAACAAUUUGAGACUCGAUUACUUACAAGAAACAUCAAUGCCCCCGGUGGAUUACCUGGUACAAGGGACAAGAAAAUUGUUGUCGCUGAUAUGGGAUGCGGUGAAGCUCAAUUCAGUGCCGAUGUUGCGAAAUUCGUCCAGCAACACAAGAAGAAAUACAAGAAAUACAAGAAUCUUGACGUUGAAAUCCAUAGUUUUGAUUUGAAAAAACAAAAUGAUAGGAUAACCGUUGCUGAUAUUAAAAAUGUGCCCAUGGAGGAUGAAUCAGCAACGAUUGUGAUUUUUUGUUUGGCUUUGAUGGGAACUAACUUCUUGGAUUUCGUCAAGGAAGCAUAUAGAAUUUUGCAACCACGGGGUGAAUUAUGGAUUGCUGAAAUCAAAUCGAGAUUUAGUGAAAAACAAAAUAACACCAAUAGAGGUAAUGACGAUUUUGAACAAGAUGAUGAUCCAGAGAAUAGCACUGUUGGUAAAGAGUUUGUUGAUACUUUAAAAUUAUGUGGGUUUUUCCAUAAACUGACUGAUAAUUCAAACAAAAUGUUUACUAGGUUUGAAUUUUUCAAACCGCCACAAGACAUUAUUGAUGAAAGAAGAGCCAAAUUGGAAAGGAAGAGAAAGUUUAUUGAAGAGGAGAGUGAGAAGGAAAAGUUGGAGAGUAAAAGAGAAGCCAAGCCUGAAGGGCAAUGGUUAUUGAAGCCAUGUAUUUACAAGAGAAGGUAG